AUAAUAUAUGGCAUAGUAUAUAUAGUAUAAUAUAUAGUAUAUAGUAUAGUAUAUAGUGAACGUUUUAAGACAUAUACAUAAUGAAGUUGAAUAUUUGUAUAGCGGCUAUAUGUCAAUUGGCCGGGGUUGUAAAUUGUUUGGGGUUUUCUGGGAAGUUUGUCAACAUACCUACCGAAGUGGAUGAAUUAUUCAAGCAAAAGAAUGCUAAGGUAUUGAAUGGUGAUAAUUAUCAAUCGAAGUUCUCUAUUGAAUUAUAUCCUUGGAACAAUACUGCAUCUAGUGAUAUUUCUGGGGUAAAGGCAUUAUUAUAUAAAGAUUAUUCCUUUACAUUUGAUGAUAUAACAGCUGGUGAAUAUGAAUUAUUAGUAUCAUCUUAUGAUUUUGAAUUGGUCAAUGAAAGAUAUAGAGUAUUGGUUGAUGGAAAUAAAAAUGAAAUUGUGGCCAUUAAAGAUGAUUUAAGAUCACCUUCAGUUAAUGUGACUUCAGGAGUUACUGUUUCAUAUAAAAGACCAUUGGAAAUUGAAUUUGCAUCAAUAAAACAAUUUUAUCAAUAUUCUGGAGGUACUUUAACGGAUAUGAUUCUUAGUAGUCCCUUAGGAUUUAUAUUCAAAAAUCAAACUUAUACUAUGAUAUUUGUUGUAGCCAUUGGUGUAAUGAUUGCUCCUACGAUUCUUCAAUAUAUAAAUCCAGAAUUGGCUGAUCAAUUUAAUCCUGCUAAUCUUCAAGAGAGACUUGAACAAUCUACUAAAGUCCAACAAGAUGCCACUGUAAAAACUCAACCAAUUGGUAAUAAGCCUGUUGCACCUGCUAAUAAUAACCAAAAUAUUAGAAAAAGGAAUAAAUAAUUAAGUAAAGUUUAUAUA
This is a messenger RNA of Scheffersomyces amazonensis, 863 nucleotides long. RefSeq lists its product as uncharacterized. Bases 81 to 845 code for a protein of 254 amino acids. Lineage: Eukaryota; Fungi; Ascomycota; Pichiomycetes; Serinales; Debaryomycetaceae. The record is from RefSeq and is a predicted model, not a curated record. The transcript has a single exon.